UUUUAUAUGAGACAAUAAUUAAUGCUUCUUAUACGACAACGGGUAUGAAGCCAGAAUCUACAAUAAUACCUUCUUUGAUUAAGCGCGUCCAUCGCUGCUCUCGUGCGAGGGAAGCGGUUUUCGUUCGGCGAGCGGUCGGCCCCAGGGCCCACGGAACGACCAGCUGCAAAGGGAACACAAUAAUGGCCGACGAUACUGAAUUUGUGCCCCCUCCGCAGUGUCAUGUGUUCGAACCUACUGCCGAGGACUUUAAAGAUCCAUUGGCAUACAUUGCUAAGAUUCGCCAUGUCGCCGAAACGUCCGGCAUCUGCAAGGUGAUCCCACCAAAGGAUUGGCAGCCCCCGUUCGUCGUCGAUGUUGAUAAUUUUCGAUUUACACCACGCGUUCAGCGACUGUCUGAGCUGGAGGCUUCUUCUCGCCUUAAGCUCAAUUUCCUUGACAAAAUUGCCAAAUUUUGGCACCUUCGUGGCAACACGCUUAAAAUACCUAUGGUCGAGCGUAAAAGCCUCGAUCUCUUCAAGUUACAUCGUAUUGUGCAGUCAGAGGGCGGUUUCCAUAAGGUCGGUCGUGAGCGAAAGUGGUUCCAGGUAGUGCAGCGCCUGGGUCUACCUCCGGUGAAGUCGCUUUCGACAGUACUGCGCAAUCAUUAUGAGCGAAUUCUGUUGCCGUAUGAUAUUUUUAAGCAGACUGGAGGAUAUGUUGCACCAGAAGCGAAGCCCACGGUUAAGAUUGAAGAGGUGGACAGGGAUUAUGUACCACACGAGAUUGUUCAACGGCAGAAUAUUCCACCACCAAGCACGACCGGUCAGAGGCGGAGCAAACGUCACUGCGAUGCAUCGCAAAAUGAAGAGGGAGCUAGUACAACGACCGCCGUAGCUGGCGGCGAAGUGUCCGACAAUAAGGAGCUCAAACGGCUAGCCUUCUAUGGUGCCGGACCUAAGCUUCCAGGUUAUUCGCCGCCUAAAAAGAAAACAAAAGAUGAGCCGAUUGGCGAUGAAGCCGUUGCGCACAUCAUGUGCAAGGCAUGCGAGAAAGGUGACGAUGAAGACCGACUGCUACUGUGCGACAAAUGUGAUGCUCCCUUUCAUACGUUUUGCCUUCGUCCACCGCUUAAUGAUAUACCGAAAGGCGAAUGGCGUUGUCCGGGCUGCGUGGCCAGCGAAGUUCUCAAGCCGAAGGAAGCAUUCGGUUUCGAACAAGCACGGCAAGAAUAUACACUGCAGGAAUUUGGUGAGAAGGCGGAUCGUUUCAAGCGAGAUUACUUUCAUAUGCCUAUUCAUAAGAUCAGUACUGAAGUUGUUGAGAAGGAGUUCUGGAAGGUGCUGAGCGAGAUUCAUGCAGAUGUGACAGUCGAGUACGGUGCAGAUCUUCACUCAGCCGAAGUCGGCAGUGGCUUCCCUACUGAAAAUACACCAGGUCUGAUGCCGGAAGACCGUGAGUAUGUCACAUGCCCGUGGAAUCUAAAUAAUCUCGCCAAUCUAAGUGCAUCCGUACUUCGGCACAUCGACAGUGACAUAUCGGGCAUGAAGGUACCUUGGGUGUAUGUUGGCAUGUGCUUCUCGACUUUCUGCUGGCAUAAUGAAGAUCACUGGAGCUAUUCCAUUAAUUACCUUCAUUGGGGUGAACCUAAGACCUGGUAUGGAGUGCCUGGCGAUGCUGCAGAAAAGUUCGAGUCCGCUAUGGCGGCCAAAGCACCCGAACUUUUUGAGGCUCAGCCUGACCUGCUGCACCAGCUGGUGACAAUUAUGAACCCGACUGUGAUGCAAGCGUCGGGAGUGCCCAUCUUCCGUGUGGAUCAGAAACCUGGCGAAUUCAUUAUUACCUUCCCUAGGGCGUAUCACGCCGGGUUUAACCAAGGUUACAAUUUCGCCGAAGCGGUUAACUUUUGUCCUGCGGACUGGCUCCCUAUCGGCCGCGCGUGCGUACGCCAUUAUGCUCUGUUGAACCGAUUCUGCGUAUUCAGUCACGACGAGCUCGUAUGCAAGAUGGCUUCCGACCCAGACAAAAUAGAUAUUGGGUUGGCGGCGGCCACCUUUCAUGACAUGCUUAAUAUGGUAGAGGGUGAAUGUCAACUAAGAAAUGAGGUCAGUGAUUGGGGUGUGACAAAGUCAGAAAGACUGAUCUUUGAAAUCAUCCCUGACGAUGAGCGGCAAUGUGCCACUUGCAAAACAACGUGCUUCUUGUCGGCCAUAACGUGCCAGUGUCGCGAAGAGAAAUCGCAUCGUGGAGAUAAGGAGAAUAAAGAUGAGAAACUGGUGAGCAACAUGGUUUGCCUUAACCACGCAAAGAAUCUCUGUCAUAGCUGCAAGCCCUCGCAACAUAUCCUGAAAUACCGAUAUGCGCUCGACGAAUUGCCGACGAUGCUGGAAAAUCUUCGACGAAAGGUAGAGGCCUUUGAUGAAUGGGUGCGUAAGAUUAAGGAGCUGCUAGUCAAAAAUCGCAAUCCGAAGCCAAGUCUUGAAGACCUUAAAGCCUUGCUUAAUGAAGCGAAUGAGCAUAAUUACCCAUCUGUCGAUGUUGGGGCCGCGCUGAAGAAAGCGGUGCGGCAGGCCGAGACAUAUGCCCAAUUUGCACAGCAGCUGUUGGCAACUAAAGUUCGAACACGGCGACAAGAUGUGAACAAUCAGCCAGUUGGACGGCUGACCAAGGAAGAGCUGGCUAAGUUUUACCAGGAAAUGCAGACAAUGCAGUGUACAAUCAAAGAAACAUCGAUUAUUCGCGGCCUGAUGGAUAAUGUCGAGAAUUUUUGCACACAGGCUGAAGGGUUCCUUAAGAUGGAUGACUUCGAUGAGUCUAUUCCGCUUGAAAAGCUCAAGGAGUUGACUGUUCGCGGUGAAUCGUUGGACGUGGAGUUACCUCAACUAACACAGUUACGGCAUAAAAUGGAAAGAGUUGGUUGGCUUCGUAGGGUAAAUCGUCUGCUGGCGGCGCGAAGAAAUUCGGAAGAUGCCGUCGAAGUCAGCCUACAGGAUAUCCGAGGCCUUCUGCGAGAGGGUGUCAAUCUCGCUCCUCAUCGCAAUGUUGAGAGCCGUGCCGGACAACUACAACAGCUACUUGUAGAUUGCGAAAGGCGCGAUGAUUGGGCUGCUGAGGCUCUGAAGGCUAAGCCGAAACCAUGCAUUGCCGACGUGGAACCUCGUUUACAAGAAGCCUUGAAGAUUCCUGUGACGUUACCAUCAGUGCUUUUGCUUGAAGAAGCAUUUUUCAAGGCGAAAGAUUGGGUAGAACAAAUGCAAGAACUUACAAGCCGUCAGAGACACCCAUAUCUUGAACAGCUAGAAGCUCUUAUGAACAAGGCAAAGCACAUUCAACUUGGACUAGAACCCUCCUGGGGAAAUCUUGAAAGGAUCAUCGAUGGCGCCCGCGCUUGGAGAGAACGAGCCGCAAAAACGUUUAUGAAAAAAAAUACGCCAGCUGGUCUUCAGCUUCUCGAUAUCCUUAGUCCCAGAGACGAUCCGCUAAAUUCAAGGGGUGUGCGAAUUAAUAAAAAGGAUGAAAUCAGCGUUGCGGAGGCGUUCGAAGCUGCCGCUGCUAAGGAAUUGGAUUACUACCGUAGAUUACGGCGGCACAAUCAGCUUCGCAGGCAGCGCCGUCAUCCAAAUAACGGCAAUUUCAGCAAUAGCGGCGAUGAUUUAUCGAUUCUUGAAGAAAAACACUGUAUCUGUCAUAGACCUUUCACUCGAAAUAUGCUUCAAUGUGUGUUGUGCAAUGACUUCUUCCAUUUGACGUGUGUUCCACCAUCGUGUAUAGCUCAGGCUAUAGGAGCGCCAGGUGACCGUUCACCAACCGGCGGUAAUGGAGCAAACGGUGAGGGAAGCAGCUCCGCUGGAGAAAGUAGCGGGAAAUCUCAAGUUCGUAGCACUUAUUCAGGCACAACAAAUCUCACUCCACCGAAGUUUCUGUGCGUCUGGUGCCAAAGGGGCCGAAGACCUCGACUUGAGACAAUUCUCCAUCUGCUCGUACAGCUUGAAAACCUUCCCGUUCGCGUGGUGGAGGGUGAGGCUCUUCAAUGGCUGACAGAACGCGCAAUGCUGUGGCAAAACAAAGCGCGACAAGCGUUGCAGGGUCGGGAGGUAAUCGGCGCUGUGCAGAAGCUGCAUCAAAUUGCUAUGAUGAUACAGCAAGGCGAACUUGAACACCUUGAAUCAACGUACGGAUUUGCGGCUAAGAGGAACUCUUCAGGUGCACAAGAAGGCUGGUACUAUUCAAGGCCUCUGGUUCAUUUACCCGGCGAUAUUCUUGCCAAACUCGAAGACCUCAUGAUGGAGGGUGAUCUGCUAGAAGUAUCUUUGGAAGAAACCAUGUCUCUUUGGAGAGUAAUCUCGUCAACUCGAUCGAAUUUGCCCCCUCUGUCAGCAAGCGGAUUCGACAGCGCGGAAGACAGUCCACGUAAGAGGGGCCGGAAACCCGGUUCGGCAUCUGAAGAUGGUCGGAGACGAAGAGCCCAGGCGCCCGCAGGUGCAGUCAGCUUGAGCGUUCAGGAGUACGAGGAUAGUUCGUCGGGCGGUGGUGACGAAGAAGAUGAUGACGAUGAAGACAAGUGUUCAGCCGACCAAUGUGAGCGCCCAGAAGGAGAGGCUGUUAAUUGGGUGCAGUGCGACGGUGGCUGUGACAAAUGGUUUCAUAUGCGCUGUGUCGGCCUUCCCGAUGAUCAUCAAAUGGAUGACGAUUUCAUCUGCAGCGUGUGUAGCGGUCAAGAUGAACCAUCAGCUGCAGGUGGAAAAUUACAGGCGGGCUCAUCUCGAUCAGCCUUAGACUCCCGGUAGAGUCUUGCCCAGUGACUGCACGAACAGAGAUCGAUGCGAAAACAUCAGCAUCGAAGCAGAAAGUGUGGAGCGCCGCAGAUGACGGUUUUUUUAUUACAAUGAGUUGAACGUAAGAAUUUGGAUGGGAGAAGAGUAUGUGGGUCCCCAAAGAAAUGCCAGAGGUCGCUCAAAAGUUCGGGUUUUUCGGGAACAUUGGCCAAGGACUGACAGGAAAUUUGGCGCCUUCCUGGUAAAACAAAACAAGCGAAACUGUCCGUAUAUGUGCCCCCCAAGAAUUAACUCAAACUGAUUGUGUUUAUUGAUGAAUAUAUCAGUCGUGCUGACCGA
Varroa destructor (honeybee mite) is the source of this 5093-nucleotide messenger RNA. RefSeq names its product Lysine demethylase 5 (gene Kdm5). Gene Ontology annotation, biological process: regulation of DNA-templated transcription; chromatin remodeling. Lineage: Eukaryota; Metazoa; Arthropoda; Arachnida; Mesostigmata; Varroidae. The record is from RefSeq and is a predicted model, not a curated record. Gene Ontology annotation, molecular function: histone H3K4me/H3K4me2/H3K4me3 demethylase activity; DNA binding. Gene Ontology annotation, cellular component: nucleus; chromatin.